AUGGCUCCAAUCGACUUUUUGUUUCAUCUCGGCGCUCUCCUUGUGCUAUUUGCACGAGUAGUCAUCGCGGAUCCGGCGUUGACGAUUGUGCCAGUGAAUUCGACAGUCACCGACGCCCCUUUGUUCGACUUUGAGACCACACAGCUCACUGACGAUGUCAUCGCAAGUCUGUCUACCAGAGACCAGAAGCUGUUCGGCUUCGACAAUAGCGCUGUCAAUUCGGGUCUCUUCAGAAGGAGCGGAGAAUGCAAGAUCUUCCCGGGAGACGAAGAGUGGCCCUCGAAAGAGACCUGGGAUAGGUUCGAUGCGUUAGCCGACGGGGCGUUGAUUCCUACCAUUCCUCUUGCGGCUCCGUGCUACAAGAACUGGGGACUCUAUGACGCCAGGAAAUGCGCGGAGAUCUCGAAGAAUUUCACAAAUCCGUAUCUUCACGAAGCGGAUCCAACGUCUAACAUGUGGCCCAUUUUCCAAGGACGGACAUGCCUUCCAUACGACCGGCCAAAUGGUACCUGCACGCUGGGCUCUUUCCCGUCGUAUGCAGUGAAUGUGUCGACUGUUGCGCAUAUCCAGCUGGCGCUGAACUUCGCUCGAAACAAUAACAUGCGGCUUGUCAUCAAGAACACCGGCCACGACUACCUCGGCAAGUCCCUUGGAGCCGGCGCCCUGAGCAUCUGGACGCACAAUCUCAAGGAUAUCCAGUUCAUCGAAAACUACAAGAGCGAUUCCGGUUACGAGGGCAAGGCGAUGAAAAUAGCCGCUGGUGUCACAGUAAGGGAGGUGUACCAAGCAGCGCAUAAGUACGAGGUCACGGCACUCGGAGGAAUCUGCGAAAGUGUGGGAUAUGCGGGCGGCUACAUUGCUGGCGGCGGCCACACGCCGAUGAGCGGAUACUAUGGCAUGGCCGCAGACAACGUGGAAGCGCUUGAAGUCGUAACAGCUGAUGGGCGGUUCGUAACAGCAUCCAAUACUUCGAACCCAGAUCUGUAUUGGGCCCUGCGAGGGGGCGGAGGGAGCACGUUCGGCGUGGUAACCUCGGUCAUCAUCCGCGUCCAUCCCAAGGUGCCGAUCGUUACCUCAUCUUUCACUAUCGGAACUGGUGGUAACGUCACGAAAGAGUUACUCUGGGAAGGCAUCAGGAAGUACUUCGAGAUGUUCAUCCCCUUCACGGACGCACACACGUAUUCCUACUUCUGGAUCUGGGCUCAGAACGACGGUCUCCAAUUCCAGAUGGUCCCGUUCUUUGCACCGAACCACACCAUCGACUCCUUCAACGCGCUUGUGAAGCCGUGGUUCGACCGCCUGCACGAGCUCGGUAUCCAAUUCACGCCUAAAACAACCCUAUACGACUCCUUCUACCCGGCGUACAACGAAAACUGGGGCAACGACACUGUUGCAGGCCUCACCGCCCUCCCCGGGAAUCGCCUCUUCCCGCGCGGCAACUGGGAAGACCCCGAGAAGUUCAAAAAAAUGUUCGCAGUUCUCAGAAAUCAGAGUUUGAGUGGAAAGUCUAUGGGCGGCUAUCACCAAGCGCCGCGCAACAGGAUGAACGUCGACAACGCCGUAUCCUCCGCCUUCCGGCAUGUCAUCAGCUUCCUCAUUGGUGCUGCUAUCGUCGAAGGCGCGGAGAACGCGACGGCUGCUGAGCUGCAAAAGGCCACUGAUUCGCUCACGUACGAUGUGUUGGGGCCGUGGCGCGAGGUUGCGCCCGAGAGCGAGUUCGGCGGGAGCUAUUUGAACGAGGCGAAUGUUAUGGAACCGAGGUGGCAGGAGAGCUUUUACGGCACGCAGUAUCCGCGGCUGUUGGAGCUGAAGAAGAAGUGGGAUCCUAAGAGUGUGUUUUAUGCCACCACAGCGGUUGGGAGUGAGGAGUGGGAGGUGAGAGACGGAGACCAGGGGACGCAGACGCAAAAUGGGAGGUUGUGUAGAGUGUAAUACGUCUCCGGCACCAAACACAUC
Trematosphaeria pertusa is the source of this 1956-nucleotide messenger RNA. RefSeq names its product FAD/FMN-containing isoamyl alcohol oxidase-like protein MreA. The transcript is spliced from 2 exons. The record is from RefSeq and is a predicted model, not a curated record. Gene Ontology annotation, molecular function: oxidoreductase activity; FAD binding. NCBI's taxonomy places the organism in Eukaryota, Fungi, Ascomycota, Dothideomycetes, Pleosporales, Trematosphaeriaceae. Bases 1 to 1932 code for a protein of 643 amino acids.